CACAUUCUCUACAAAUCUCUUUUCUCUCUUUGGGUCUCUCAUUCUUCCUCGCAUUGUCUAAAUUCAUUCAAAAAAAGGAAAAACUUAAGCUGGUUGGAUAUGGCUGCUACAUACGAACCAAAGAACAUCCUAAUCACUGGAGCCGCUGGCUUCAUAGCAUCCCAUGUUUGCAACCGGCUCAUCAGGAACUACUCUAAUUACAACAUUGUUGUCCUCGACAAGCUUGAUUACUGUUCAAAUAUGAAGAACCUGCUACCCUCGAGAUCAUCCCCCAACUUCAAGUUCAUCAAAGGAGACAUUGGGAGUGCUGAUCUUGUCAACUUCAUCCUCCUUUCCGAGUCUAUCGAUACCAUAAUGCACUUUGCAGCUCAGACUCAUGUUGACAACUCCUUUGGCAACAGCUUUGAGUUCACUAAGAACAAUAUAUAUGGCACCCAUGUUCUGCUGGAGGCCUGCAAAGUCACUGGCCAAAUCAAGAGGUUUAUCCAUGUGAGCACGGACGAGGUUUAUGGGGAGACAGAUGAGGAUGCUGUUGUAGGGAAUCAUGAGGCUUCUCAGCUCCUUCCAACGAAUCCGUAUUCUGCUACUAAAGCUGGGGCGGAAAUGCUUGUUAUGGCAUAUGGACGAUCAUAUGGAUUACCUGUGAUAACUACCAGAGGUAAUAAUGUUUAUGGGCCCAACCAGUUCCCUGAAAAGAUGAUUCCGAAAUUCACCCUCUUGGCCAUGAAGGGAAAGCAUUUGCCAAUUCAUGGGGAUGGAUCUAAUGUUAGGAGUUAUCUCUACUGUGAAGAUGUUGCGGAGGCAUUUGAAGUCAUUCUCCACAGGGGUGAAGUGGGGCAUGUCUACAACAUUGGUACAAAGAAAGAAAGGAGAGUGGUUGAUGUGGCCAGGGAAAUUUGCCAUCUUUUCUCUUUGAACCCAGAUGAGUAUAUUAAGUUUGUAGAGAAUAGGCCUUUUAAUGACCAGAGAUACUUUUUGGAUGACCAGAAGCUGAAGAACUUGGGAUGGUUCGAACGAACUUCAUGGGAAGAGGGUCUAAGGAAGACCAAGGAGUGGUAUGUCAACAAUCCUGAUUGGUGGGGUGAUGUUUCCGGAGCUCUUCUCCCACAUCCAAGAAUGCUAAUGGUUCCUGGAAUUGAAAGGAAGUUUGAUGGGCCUGAUGUUAGCAAUUCUGCUUUCUCUUUUGCAGUAAAUAAUCCUAAUCAGAGCCGAAUGGUUGUUCCUGCUCCAAAGAACAAUCCCUCUACUCAGAAGCCAGCUCUGAAGUUCUUGAUUUAUGGUAGAACAGGGUGGAUUGGGGGCCUUCUUGGGAAAAUUUGCGACAAGCAAGGGAUAGCAUUCGAGUAUGGAAGGGGGCGUUUGGAGGAAAGGUCACAACUCUUGGCAGAUAUUCAGAGUGUUAAGCCAACUCAUGUUUUCAAUGCUGCUGGAGUGACUGGCAGACCUAAUGUGGAUUGGUGUGAAACUCAUAAAACAGAGACAAUCCGAACCAAUGUUGUCGGUACUUUAACCUUGGCAGAUGUCUGCAGGGAGCAUGGCCUCCUAAUGAUGAAUUAUGCCACUGGCUGUAUUUUUGAAUAUGAUGCUGCACAUCCAUUAGGGUCUGGAGUUGGGUAUAAGGAGGAAGACAAGCCUAAUUUCACUGGUUCUUUCUAUUCCCAAACCAAAGCCAUGGUUGAAGAGCUUUUGAGAGAAUAUGACAAUGUCUGCACUCUCAGAGUCCGUAUGCCGAUAUCGUCUGACCUCAGCAACCCACGUAACUUCAUCACCAAGAUUUCAAAAUAUAGCAAAGUGGUUGACAUUCCAAACAGCAUGACUAUCUUGGAUGAGCUACUGCCCAUUUCAAUUGAAAUGGCCAAAAGGAAUUGCAGGGGCAUUUGGAACUUCACAAAUCCUGGUGUUGUGAGUCACAAUGAGAUUCUGGAAAUGUACAAGAACUACAUUGACCCCAAAUUUACAUGGUGUAAUUUUACACUGGAAGAACAGGCCAAGGUUAUAGUUGCCCCUCGCAGCAACAAUGAAAUGGAUGCUUCCAAGUUGAAGAAAGAAUUCCCUGAGCUGCUAUCAAUCAAGGAUUCUCUGAUUAAGUACGUUUUUGAGCCCAACAGGAAGAGUUUUGCAGGAGGAGUUUCAAAAUAAGCAUAAUAUCAUGAACUCAGGCCUAAGCACCAAUUUCUGCGUUCUUUUUCUCUGCUUGUUGCCAUUGUUAUUCAUCAUUCAUAUGCUUCAUUUUUAUUAGUUCCAUUAUUCUAAUGAUUGGCUAUAGCUACCAUAAGUCCCCCGAGGUAAUUUUGUUUGUUAAUUUAAUCUUGGCAUUGUUAAAAGGAGUUCUGAAUUGCUUCAGAAUAUCUAAAUAAUGUACAUUGCCACCUGCUGGACUUGUAAUUUAUUUUUUGAACCUUAAUAAAGUUGUUUAUUUUUAUUU
Messenger RNA from Corylus avellana, 2425 nucleotides. Its product is annotated as trifunctional UDP-glucose 4,6-dehydratase/UDP-4-keto-6-deoxy-D-glucose 3,5-epimerase/UDP-4-keto-L-rhamnose-reductase RHM1. Gene Ontology annotation, molecular function: dTDP-glucose 4,6-dehydratase activity. The record is from RefSeq and is a predicted model, not a curated record. Gene Ontology annotation, biological process: nucleotide-sugar metabolic process. Lineage: Eukaryota; Viridiplantae; Streptophyta; Magnoliopsida; Fagales; Betulaceae.